Molecule: messenger RNA, 1439 nt
Organism: Melampsora larici-populina 98AG31
Lineage: Eukaryota; Fungi; Basidiomycota; Pucciniomycetes; Pucciniales; Melampsoraceae
Exons: 4
Coding region: 43-1251 (402 amino acids)
Biological process (GO): fatty acid beta-oxidation
Molecular function (GO): acetyl-CoA C-acetyltransferase activity
Source: RefSeq, a predicted model, not a curated record
CAGACAUCAUCCACCAUAUCUUAUACAAACAAUCUACAUAAAAUGACUUCAUCCAUUCAACUUCAAAAGACUGCAUUCAUCUUAUCAUCAAAGCGAACUCCAUUUGGCGCUUUUGGUGGUUCACUCAAAUCUCACAACGCUGCUCAACUCGGUGGAAUAUCUGCAAAAGCUGUCUUAGAAUCUGCCAACUUACCUAAAGGCAUCUCACCUGACUCGGUCAUCUUUGGAAACGUACUUUACUCAGAUCCAUCGGGUCCUUAUCUCGCUCGACAUGUUUCUCAUCAUGCCAAUCUUCCGGUUACCAUACCUGCUCUUACGGUCAAUCGAUUAUGUGGUAGUGGUUUUGAAAGCUUAGUUAGAGCUACUCAAGAGAUUGCUUUGGGUGAAUCCUCUCUCGUUCUUACUGGUGGGACCGAUAAUAUGUCAUUAUCUCCUUACACUCUUUCUGGAUCGAGUCGAUUUGGAAAUAAAUAUGGAAUUGAUCUUAGUCUACAAGAUAGCUUGUCUCAUUCUCUGAUCGAUCGAUUUCCUAAACCAACACCAAUGGGCAUCACAGCUGAAAACUUGGCCGAAAAAUACGGUAUCACACGACAAGAUUGUGAUAAUUAUGCUAUUCAAAGUCAAGAAAGAUGGGCAGCUGGAAAAUCAUCUGGAGCGUUUGAUAAAGAAAUCACUCCGAUUGAAUUGACCUCUCGUAAAGGUAAAAUCAUCUUUGAUACUGAUGAACAUCCUAGAACACCCACCAUCGAAUCUUUAUCACGACUCUCGCCCGUUUUUAAACCCGAUGGGGUAGUCACAGCUGCUAAUGCUAGUGGGAUUUGUGAUGGAGCUUCUGCAAAUUUGGUGGCUUCAGAAGACUUUAUAAAUCAGCAUUCUCUUACUCCACUUGCGCGUAUCGUAUCUUAUCAUAUUGUUGGGGUCGAACCUAGUCUGAUGGGCAUCGGGCCUGUAGAUGCUGUUAAAGGUGCAUUGAAGAAGGCUGGACUUGGUAUUGGUCAAAUUGAUAUGUUUGAUGUCAAUGAAGCUUUUGCUGCCCAGUGGCUUGCCGUUGCCAAAGAACUGGAUUUACCGAAUGAUCGAAGUAACAUGUUUGGUGGUGCUAUUGCUCUUGGACAUCCACUGGCUGCUUCAGGUGCUAGGAUCUUGAACAACCUAAGUCACAAUUUACAAAGAUUGAACAAACGAUAUGGACUUGGAGCAGCUUGUAUUGGAGGUGGACAAGGUAUUGCGGUGAUCAUUGAACGAUGUUAAGAUCGAUAUGCCUGAUUUUCGUUUGGUCAUGAGCUUGUAUUUUUUUGUUCGCAAGUUGUGUUUUUAUGAAGCAUUAUCUAUUAUUUUAUUUUAACAUUUAAUCAAUUGUGAUUCUAGUGUAGUAAAGUCAUUGUAAGAUUGCAUAAUCAUUUGAAAUCUAGACUUUAACUCUAAGAUGCUUUUGAGAU